Wyeomyia smithii (pitcher-plant mosquito) is the source of this 1887-nucleotide messenger RNA. Its product is annotated as trichoplein keratin filament-binding protein. The record is from RefSeq and is a predicted model, not a curated record. Gene Ontology annotation, cellular component: keratin filament. Gene Ontology annotation, biological process: apoptotic process. Bases 311 to 1795 code for a protein of 494 amino acids. NCBI's taxonomy places the organism in Eukaryota, Metazoa, Arthropoda, Insecta, Diptera, Culicidae. The transcript has 3 exons.
AAGUUAUAUGAGUAAGCAUGGUGAUGUUGGUCUACGGAAACAGUCGCUUUGUUUUACUUAUCUUAAAAUUGUUACACGCGAGUUGAACUUCUAGUUCCUUUUUUUUAGAAUGACUUAACAGUACUAUAAUCAAUUCAAAUAAUUAUCAGCGUAAAAACCAUUUCUGUCUCAUUGUGAUUAACUCACAGCUGGUUUCGAGGUGCUGGUCAAAUAAGAUAGUCGUCUUAUGUUCGAGUCCCUGAUCGAGGCUGUCAGUGUGCACCAUAGUGAUCGUAACACUAGAUCCGCAUUAGUAUCCUGUUGAACAGCGAUGAAAAGUGCCAAAUUACAAGCUGCACUAGCCAAGCGUCGGGAGGCAGAACAGAUUAAGUAUCAGAAGUCGGCUGCCGUUGAAAGGUACUAUGACCAAUGGAGUCGUAUUACGUCACGUCUAGAUUCGUGGAAUUCUCCCAAAUUUCAGCAGCAAGCUGAGGAGGCACAGCGCAAACGAGAGGAAGCUGAGAAAAAGGAAGCUGCUCUUAACGAGCGACGUGAAAAGCUAUGUGCCGCGCUGCAAAAGGAGAAGGAUGAUUUCCAACGAGAGAUAAAAGAAAAGCAGCGCCCAAAAUCCAAACCAAUUUCCACCGAUUUACUAGAGAGCGUCCGGUCACGCUUGAACGACACUGAAGAAGCCAAGCGUCGAAUGGACUUGGAGGCAAGUUUGUACACCAAAUGGCGUAUGGGUUAUGACCGCGAUGCCGUCCUAAUGGAUUCCACAAACUCGCAUCAGGCAAUGGCCAAACUGAACUGGUUGGACCGGCAGGUUGAGCUGCAGCUGCAGAGCGAAAAAGAACGUAAAGAUGACCAAGAAAGAGAAAUUCGACUCCAUGAGGAGGCUCGGCGUCAUGAGGAAGUGUUACUCGAGAAAGAACGACGCAGAGAGCAGCAAAUCAAAGAACUGAGAGAACACCAAGAGUUUCACAUGAAAGAAUUGAAAUGUCGUGAGCAAGAAAUGAAUGAAUUGAAAUUGUACGAGAUACGAUUGCGUUCGAAACAGGAGGAGUUCACUAAGGAAAUUGAACAAUUGAGGGUCUACAACGAUCGGCGCCGAGAUCGUGUGGUCGCAAUGCAUAAUCUCAGGCGUAUAAAAAUGCUACUCCGUGAAAGAUCGGAAGCCGUCCGCAACGAUCUUAAGCACGAUCUUCAGCUUCUUCAGAGAAUUUCGAUCGAUUAUCCAGAAUCUAAUGAUGGGAUAAACUAUCUGCGCAAAAAGUUCCAACUGCAGUAUGAUCUAGAAGUCGACCAACAGACAACAAUCGAGAACAUGUAUGAGUCGGAAGCGAAACAUAACCUGUCCAAGUGGGAAGAUAAAUGGAACGAGGAAGCCCUGGUGCGAGAGCGACAACUUCGCUGUUUACUGGAUGAUCGCAUUACAGAUUUCGAGUCUAAAUUGAUAGAUUGUACGCAACGACAACGAGAUUUGAUUACUAUUCGUGAAGAACACAUCAAGGCUAUCGAAGCUGCUAAUCAACAGCUAAAGCAGCAGAUGGAUGAGAAAUCGAAAGAUUCCUCAGCGGUCGCUAACUCCAACCAAAUACGAGAGCUGCUAAUAGAUAAUUACCCACCUAAAGCGGCGGAAUUGAGUCGACCUUCUACACAAAAAUCCUACAGAAGUCCGACCUUCAGCAGCAUCUUUCCGUUUGAUGACAUAAAUGUACGAGAUCUUACGCUUAACGAAAAAUUCAAUAGAAAUGAAGAACAGUCAGGAGUUCUGUCCAUUCCGCGAUUCGGUCGCAAAAAAGUUGCUUGGUGCUAGUUGUAAGUAUACUUCUUACAGUUUUUGACAGUUUUUUGAUGAUGAUAUUUUUAAUACCAAAGCUGACAAAAUAAAUUAUUUUUUGCAAUAAA